CCAAUUACUCUAUAAUUCAUCCCGAUCAUCGGUUUGUUCGAGUUGGCGUUCUUGUCCGAGGGUCUAGAAUUCAGAUUCUAUAUAUGAGUGCGAACGUAUGAUAUUGACUGGUCGAAAGAUAGGCAGAGCACAUGUAAUGUACUUGAGGAGAGUGCGGCUCUGUACCUGCUAGAAACAUGGUGAGCAUGCUCUUCGUCCUCUUCAUGAGCGGUGGCGUAGCCGCCGAUUCCGAGUUCACGAGCAAUGUGAGGGAUCUCAGAGCGUGGGUGCUAAAUGGAAAUACCAUGUCAGGGAAAGCUGGGGGGGAAUCCGGAAAACACGCACUACUAUGGUUGUUGACUGCAGCUCUGUGGCCGCGAAGAACGUUUCCGAGACCAGCUGUGAAAUUAGUGUUAAUCGUUACUGUCCCCGAGGCCACUUUCUCAACUCCAUUCACCAGACAUUAGUAGAUGAGUCAAAGUUUUAUGAAAUUAGAUUGACCCGAGAGCAAGCGAGGUUGGUGAACAGUAAGUUGUAACGACGUAAUUUACGCC
Molecule: messenger RNA, 533 nt
Organism: Cantharellus anzutake
Lineage: Eukaryota; Fungi; Basidiomycota; Agaricomycetes; Cantharellales; Hydnaceae
Exons: 1
Coding region: 177-446 (89 amino acids)
Source: RefSeq, a predicted model, not a curated record